GACUCGCCACAUAAAUCACAAAGUAUUUCUUUUUCCACGCGUUUUUCACCCUCAUAGUAAUGUCAGUAACUAAAUUAAAGGCCGUUGGUGUGUGAUAGCGAAGAGGCGACUUGGCUACACGAGAAUGGUUGUUGAGUCGGCACACCGUCAAUCAGGUCAUCUGAAAAUGCAGCCAACGGGAAUGACGCCGAAGGAGUUGUCGGAGAAUGAUGAUUUGGCGACAUCCCUGGUCUUGGACCCCUUCCUCGGCUUCGUCACACACAAGAUGAACAUCAAGUACCGUCCACUGAAGGCCAAUCGUGAUGAGCUGAAGCGCAUCGUGGCGGACUUUAUCGAGACGAAGAACUACGAGAAAGCCUACGGGAGAAUCAUCAAGGGCGAGUGGAUUCCGCGUCAUGUGCACAACAAAAGCAAAUUGGCCCAGAAGAGACUUCAGGAGCAUAUUUAUCGCUACCUCCGUGUGUUCGCCAAGGAGUCCGGCUUCACGAUAGAGCCCUGCUACCGCUACUCGCUGGAGGGGCAGAAGGGCGCCAAGAUCUCGUCGACGCGCAAGUGGUACAAGAAUGAGAAGAUCGAGUACCUCGUGGGGUGUAUUGCGGAGCUGACGGAGGCCGAGGAGGCGAUGCUUCUGCAUCCUGGCAAGAAUGACUUCAGCGUGAUGUACAGCUGCCGAAAGAACUGCGCCCAGCUGUGGCUCGGCCCGGCGGCGUACAUCAAUCACGAUUGCCGGGCGAAUUGCAAGUUCGUGGCCACGGGCAGGGACACGGCGUGCGUGAAGGUGUUGCGGGACAUUGAGGUGGGCGAGGAGAUCACGUGCUUCUACGGCGAGGACUUCUUUGGCGACAACAACGGCUAUUGCGAGUGCGAGACGUGCGAGAGGCGCAGCAUGGGGGCGUUUGCCAAAGAGAAGACCACCGCCGAGGAGGUGUCGCCGGCGAGUGGCUAUCGCCUGCGUGAGACUGACAACCGUAUCAAUAGGAUCAAGAGCAAGAACACACCCAACGGCGGUGCCGCGGCGGACAAGGAGGCGCCGGCAAACGGGAAGAUCGUGACGCCGCUGACGCUGAGUGAGCUGCGGCAGAAGGGCAUGACGAAGUACGACGCGGAGAUGAUCAUGGCGCAGCAUCCGGGCGUGCUGCAGCAGCACGAAGAGGUGGCGGCGAAUGGGCACAACACGCGCCAGAACGGGCAGCACACGCGCAAGAGCACGCGCCUGCAGGAGACUGUGCGGCUGCCGGUGAAGAGCAAGUACAACACCAGGAAUGCGGCCGCGCACGCGGACGACGGCAGCGGCGGCUCGGUGGACGAAGAGGAGCGCCGCGGGAAGGCGCAUCCGGCGUGUCGCCUCAAUCUGUCGGGGCACUUCGAGGGCUUGGCGCCGAAGCGUCGCGGGCGCCCGGAGAAGGACACUGUGAUCAGUCUCCUCGAGGAGGAAGACGAGGAGGACACCAAUGUGAUACUGCGCAAGAGGAAAGUGUCCAAGAGCGUGAGCGAGACGGACAGCACGUCAUCGCUGGAGAACAAGGCGCCCCGCGGCGGUGGCGAGACGCCCACCGUGCUGAAGACGCCCGAGAGACGCCUCAAGCUGACGCUGCGCAUGAAGCGGAGCCCCAUUCUCGACGAGGUGAUCGAGUCGGGCACUAGCUUGAGCGAGGAGAGCCCCAAUGGGGCGUUCGUGGCGCCCGAGUACGAAGUGCUGCGCGUGGAAGGACUGAUGGACGACGAUGAGGAGGGCGACGAGGAGGGCGAAACCACAGGCGAGACGCACAGCGACUUCACGGACACGUCGCCGCCGCAGAAGCGCAAGAAGCGGCACAAAACGAAGCGGCGGCGCGACAAGCACCGACGCCACCAUCACACCUGCCCGCGUGGCCAGUCGCCGGCGGCGCCCACGACGUCACCGCCCAUGAAGCGGCUGCGGCUGAUCUUCGGCAAUGAAUCUCACACCAUCAACAUUCCGCCACCCGUGGACGCGCCGCCGCUCGCCGAGCCCACGUCGCCCAUCGCCACGGUGGUCAACUGACAGCGGCGGAUGCUCGGGGCGCGCCGCCCCAAGGCGCCCCCGCGCCAGUGAGUCAAACUGUUGGAAGGUUCUCUCUGACGACGAGACGAUUAUUAGGACACGCUGAAGUGUCCUAAAUGCAUUUAGGGCUUUUUUUUGUUCAGGACGAAAUAAUGAUUCGUUAUUGAGUGGGUAAAAAGAAGGAGAGAAGAUAGUUAAUUUUUAUUUAUCAUUUGGAAAGCGAAAGAAUGUGUAAAGAAAAAAUUUUUCAAGGGUUAUAACGAUUAUACACUUGAGGUUUGUGGAGAAAAAUUGUACAUCGUAUUAAUCACAAAUCCUCCUCAAUAUUGAGGAUAGUUAAAUCAUCUUCCGGGAAACUAAAGUUAAGUGUAUCGAAAUUAAGUGUGUAUAAUAGAGAUCUGCGGGCGUAGUUUUUCGAAGCAGUGAAUUUGCGAAAAUUCAUAGAAUUUUGAAGCUCUUUUACUAAUAAAAACUCAAGAUAAGAAAAUCUGUAAAUUAAAAAAAAAAUUGUAGAGAAAAAGUUCCUAAUUUCUCAAUAAUUCCCCAAUAUUAUUAGCUAAUUGCAAAAUUUUCGGCGGCGACACUGCCGAGAAAUGCCUCACGUGCGCAGAUCUCAGGUGUGUAACCCUUUAAAGUCUGUUUAUACUCCAGUAUUUAUGAGAUUAAAUUAUUAAGUCAAGAAUGAGUUGACGCAGCAACAUUUUCCCAACAGUUUGAACUCGCAGGCUUCGUGAAAUCUAGAGAUUAUUCGCUGUGGCGUUGCUGGAGCAAUGCCGAGGGCCGCACGGAAGGGCUUCCCGGACAAAGAGGCGCGCGCCCCCAUUGCGGGCGCUCUGAGAGCAUAAAGAACACAUAAUAGAGAAGGAGUUGAGCGAAAGAGUAAUUCAGAAAUAAUCCAUGAUUAGCUGUAAUAAUGGUAAUAUUAGAUAAUUCUAAUUAUGGAGAGGAAUAUUGAAUAUUUAAAAACUUGCGAAAAAUGAUGAAAAUUACUGUACUGCCAAUACAUUGUCGUGAAUAUUAAUUGUGAAGAUAGUGGAGAAGACGAGGAGAAACAACAAUUUAGAGGAGAGAAGGCUAAUUUUCACGUAAUUGUAGAAAUCUUCAUCCCUAAUUUUAUAUUAUAAACAGCGAGCGAGAGUUUUAAGUGUGAAAGUGGUUAAGAUUUAUUCACUGUAGGUAAAAAAAUGAUAAAGAAAAAAUUGUCAAAUUGUUUAUCGUCUCCCAUUUUUUAUUUUGUUUUCGGCAUAAAAUCAUCAGUAGUUGAAUUUUAGAUGAUAAGUUUUUGUAAAAGUAUAUAGAAAAAAAAUUACCACCCGAUUUUAUUCUCUGUUCUUCGUAAGUUUUUAUCAUGUUAAGAAAAAUAUUAUCUCUAAAAGUUCACUUUUUUUUGUAAUAACUUAGUUUAAUUUUUCACACAAACACACAGAGAAAGAAAAGCGCGGAAUUUUGCAUUGAAUUUUCCUUUCCGAUAAGUCACAUUUUCCCUAAAGUAGAGAGAAGAAGCUAAUGUAAAGCAUGUGUGAAUUUGAUGAUAAGACAGGAGGGAAAGUCAGGAAAUUGCGCGAUGAGCUACAAGAAUUUUAAAAAACAACUUUGCAAACAAAUGAUUUGUGAUAAAAAAUAAUGUAUAAUUACUGCAAUUUUAGGAAUUCAAUAAUGAGAAA
This is a messenger RNA of Phlebotomus argentipes, 3687 nucleotides long. RefSeq names its product histone-lysine N-methyltransferase Suv4-20 (gene Hmt4-20). Lineage: Eukaryota; Metazoa; Arthropoda; Insecta; Diptera; Psychodidae. The transcript is spliced from 3 exons. The record is from RefSeq and is a predicted model, not a curated record. Gene Ontology annotation, cellular component: nucleus. Gene Ontology annotation, molecular function: histone H4K20 methyltransferase activity; protein binding. The coding region runs from base 125 to 2023 and encodes 632 amino acids.